Messenger RNA from Microdochium trichocladiopsis, 2034 nucleotides. RefSeq names its product FAD dependent oxidoreductase-domain-containing protein. NCBI's taxonomy places the organism in Eukaryota, Fungi, Ascomycota, Sordariomycetes, Xylariales, Microdochiaceae. Gene Ontology annotation, biological process: glycerol-3-phosphate metabolic process. The record is from RefSeq and is a predicted model, not a curated record. Gene Ontology annotation, cellular component: glycerol-3-phosphate dehydrogenase (FAD) complex; mitochondrion. Gene Ontology annotation, molecular function: glycerol-3-phosphate dehydrogenase (quinone) activity. Bases 1 to 2034 code for a protein of 677 amino acids. The transcript has 2 exons.
AUGUCGAGACUUGCUGGCUCACGCUUGCUCCGCCGACUGGCUGUGCCGACCACGGUCGCUGCUGUCGGCGGCAGUGCUCUCUACUUUACAUACCGGCCACGCAACAUCCCCGGGUUCGAGGAUGCCGCCGUAGCGCCUCCCUACAGUGCCGACGGAACCUUCAGGUUGCCUAGAUUCCCAAAGGUCAAAUCACGCGAGGAGCAGCUCGCAACUCUCAAGGGCAGCACCCAGCCGGGCGAGGAGUACGAUGUGCUCAUCAUUGGUGGUGGUGCCACUGGUGCUGGUGUGGCGCUUGACGCCGUGACCAGAGGCCUAAAGGUCGCCGUCGUGGAGCGAGACGAUUUCAGCAGCGGCACGAGCAGCAAGAGCACAAAGCUUGUCCACGGUGGCGUGCGGUACCUGGAGAAGGCCUUCUGGAACCUGGACUACUCGCAGUACGAGCUCGUCCGGGAGGCCCUCAAGGAGCGCAAGUACUUCCUCCGAACCGCGCCGCAUCUCAGUUCGUGGCUGCCCAUUAUGCUGCCCCUCGACAAGUGGUGGAAAGCGCCGUACUACUGGGCCGGCACCAAGUGCUACGAUCUGCUGGCUGGCAGCGAGGGUAUCGAGAGCUCCUAUUUCUUGACUCGCAGCAAGGCAAUCGACGCCUUCCCCAUGCUGAAGAAGACUGACCUUGUCGGCGCCCUCGUGUACUACGAUGGCGCGCACAACGACUCAAGAAUGAACGUCUCUAUUGCCAUGACCGCGGCUGUCUACGGUGCCACUGUCUUGAACCACGCCGAGGUCACCAGCCUGUCCAAGGAUGCGCAAGGUCGUCUCAACGGCGCGACCAUCAAGGACCGCGUCUCCGAACUCAAUGGCCAGAAGACGCAGGACAUCCCCGUCAGGGCCAAGUGCAUCAUCAAUGCCACGGGACCUUUCACCGACUCGAUCCGCAAGAUGGACGACCAAGACUGCCAACCAAUUGUCGCCCCUGCCUCUGGUGUCCACGUCAUCCUUCCUGGCUACUACAGCCCUUCGAACAUGGGCCUGAUCGACCCGUCGACAUCGGAUGGUAGAGUCAUCUUCUUCUUGCCCUGGCAGGGCAACACCAUUGCCGGCACCACCGACGAGCCCUCAGCGAUCUCGCAGAACCCCCUCCCCGACGAGAAGUCCAUCCAGUGGAUCUUGAACGAGGUCAAGCACUACCUGUCUCCCGAGAUCAGCGUCCGCCGUGGUGACGUGCUUGCUGCGUGGUCCGGCAUUCGCCCGCUCGUCAAGGACCCCAAGGCCAAGAACACCCAGUCGCUGGUCCGCAACCAUCUCAUCGACAUUUCCGAUUCCGGUCUCAUCACCUGCGCAGGCGGCAAGUGGACCACGUACCGCCAAAUGGCCGAGGAGUGCCUUGACGCGGCCGUCAAGGAGUUUGACCUCAAGACUCGGCCCGUCCCCAACGCUCCCCGCGUCAGCGGCACCGAGGAGAUUGACGACGGCGCCAUUCUUGACGGAGCCUGCCAGACGCACAAUGUUCGCCUGAUUGGCGCCCACGGCUUCAGCAAGACGCUCUUCAUUCCUCUCAUCCAGCACUUUGGCCUCGAGACCGAGGUUGCCAAGCACCUCACCGAGAGCUACGGCGACCGUGCCUGGACCGUCGCGUCCAUGUGCAAGCUUACCGACCAGCGAUUCCCCGCGCGCGGCGAGCGCAUCUCCCGCCUGUACCCAUUCGUCGACGGCGAGGUCCGAUAUGCCGUUGCGCACGAGUAUGCACAGACCGCAGUCGAUGUCCUCGCGCGGAGGACGCGCCUGGCCUUCCUGAACGCCCAGGCUUCUCUUGAGGCGCUGCCGUGCGUCAUUGACAUUAUGGCGCAGGAGCUCAAGUGGGACAAGAAGAGACAGGAGAAGGAGUGGAAGGACACCCUUCUCUUCCUCCAGUCGAUGGGUCUCCCCGAGCCCAUGCUCAACACGACGAGAGCCCAGGUCGAGCGUGGCAAGCUCGACUUUUCCAGCAUGCUGGAGUACCAGAUGUACUCGCGACACGACAAGCCUGCGAACGAGUAG